AUGACACUUUCUACAUUGCAAAUCAACAGCUUGUGGGCACAACAAAUACACGUUGACGAAUACAAAAUCAGUGAUUUUAUUGGAUAUAAUUGGGACGUUGAAGAACUACAAUUCAACAAUAAAGGAUACACACACACUAUUUGCAAUGGCAAAAUUGACUACCUCAACAUUGAUGAGUUCAUUGCCUAUGACGUCGAAAUCGAAAAUUUGUUGUGUAGAUAUUUAACAAUGGAGAAAGCGGUUUUAGACCACUUUGAGGUGAUAGAUACGUACUUUGACAUAUACAAAUUGAGUGAUUCGAUUUUCUCGGAUUUUGAUUUUCAAAAUACGCAAUUGGAUAUUCGAAAGGUCGAAAAUGUCACGUUUGAAAAUUCUAAAUUCGUUGACGUGAGGAUUUACACCGAAGUCGAAGACAAUGAACAUAUCGACUUCUUUAAUGUUUACUUCACUAAUACAUACAUCAACGACAAAUAUUAUCAUACGGUUCACGGAGACUAUUAUAUUGAUGCUGAUAAUAAACUCAUGUAUGGUAAAUAUAACACAAAUGAAGUGAUAAACGCAUCCUUUAUCACGCGUGUGGUGAUUUGUUGCAUGUAUGCAGUAUCAGUGUUGUUUGGAAUAGUCGGGCUCAUUAUACUCUUGUUGAUUAAAAAUAAAAGGUAUAAUCCAAUUUGA
Messenger RNA from Entamoeba invadens IP1, 675 nucleotides. RefSeq lists its product as hypothetical. The coding region runs from base 1 to 675 and encodes 224 amino acids. Lineage: Eukaryota; Evosea; Mastigamoebida; Endamoebidae. The transcript has a single exon. The record is from RefSeq and is a predicted model, not a curated record.